UUUGAGUAUUCAAGUUGCCAAAGGGAAAAUGAAGACUAUCGCCUUGAUCCUCGCGGGCACUGCCUCAGCCCUCACCGAUAUUGAACAUAAGCCGUUUAUGAGAAAAAAUAUUGACCCUAUUGUCACUCCCGGCCGAUAUGUUUCUCACAUGCACUCUUUCUACGGCUCGGACGUCAUUACGAAAGAUUUGCCCACAACAGCCCAGUUACAGAAGGGCUGUCCUUCAGGAGAGAACCCCAAUGAUCUCUCUAUUUACUGGGCUCCCACGCUUUAUUACGUGAAUGGGAAUACAUAUACAGAGAUAUAUCCUGCGACCUUUAAGACAUACUACGAGCAGAUUGACCAUGCAGAGAUACCAUUUCCUCCCAACUUUUAUGCCGUCGCUGGAAACGCAAGCGCUAAGAGCCAAGCUGACAUAGACGAGAAGAUCACUGCCAUUACUUGGUGGUGUGACGGAAACGGUCCUGAGGAUCGCAAUACUCGCCCUCGAGCGGCGUUCCCUCGCUCGACAUGCAGUGCUCACAUGCAAGCAAUCCUGCGUUUUCCUGACUGUGUUGAUCCCAAUAAGAUUACGGACUACACUUAUGCCGCCGCGCAUGGUGGGAGGUGUCCUCCCAAUAUGAAGCGCAUGCCAUCUCUGCGGUUUUCAAUCCGCUAUAAUACCCGUAGUGCAAUUCCACAGGGUUGGAAGGGAGUUCCUCCUUUCAAAUUAGCUUGCGGCGAGAUAGGCGACGGGUAUUGUUUUCACGGCGACUUCGUCAACGGCUGGUACGAGGACGCGGCCAAGACCAUGCUGAAAGCUAAGGGGCAAACUUUCAUGAGAAUAGAUGGUGCGCAUGGUAUAGGGAAGCAGUUUAGCUCAUGCAAGCCUAAAGAUGCAGACCCUAAUCACGGAACAAGUGACUAUCUCAAGAGUUUGGAGAUGAUGGCAAUGGAAAAAUAGAUCAUUGAGACUGAGAGG
Messenger RNA from Xylaria bambusicola, 961 nucleotides. RefSeq lists its product as uncharacterized. The transcript has 4 exons. Lineage: Eukaryota; Fungi; Ascomycota; Sordariomycetes; Xylariales; Xylariaceae. Bases 29 to 943 code for a protein of 304 amino acids. The record is from RefSeq and is a predicted model, not a curated record.